AUGGGAGGGGAGGCCGAGUCGCGAGAUGGUUCAGCGGGGCACAGCCAAUCCAGUGAGCCCGACCUGGCGGCGGGAGCUGCGGUGGAGCUGCGUCCCACCGAAGAAGAGGUUCCAGCUACUUGGAUGCUAACACCUGCGCAGCCCGUGUUUCGGGACGGCAAUUACGGUGGCUCUUUCUGUGAGCUUCUGGUGGCAGAAACCAUCCAAGAGUAUUUGAAGUUUCAUGGUCUGCAGGAGACGCACAGAGCCCUGGCAGACGCCCUCAGUAAGAGCGGACUGCCUGCAGCCUUUGGUGCUUCAGCGGUGGAGCUGCCUUCAGAGCCCAAAGGACACGCUGUGCAGGUGGAGCUUGCAGUGCUUCAAGCCUUGAGGGCCUUUGACGAGGGCCAACAGGAAGCCUUCUUUCAGCGUUGGAGGGCCUUGGUGCCUCCGAGCCCCACCGGGUCGUCGCUGGAGUUGCAGCUCUAUGUGUACUUUGGCACAUACCCAACCCGCAAGGUCCUUGCUGAGAAGGAUCCAAGCCUGCCUUUGCCCACGGCCGAUUGGACGGAGCUCAAGAGCUUCCUCGCCUCGCGGCCCACGUGGCCUACGGAGGCCAACAGCAGCCUUUCGUCGCUCUACGCGUUGCCCUUUGUGCCGCAAGCGCAUCAGAAUUCCUUGCUUCGGUUCAUCUUCGAGGAGUCCUGGUCCGAGAAGCUGCGCUCAGAUGUUCAGGCGUUCAUGACGGCGUACACGAGCACGCGGCAUGCACCUUCGCUGAGACAUCUGGCUGGUGCCAUCAUUGUCUCCAAGACUCCUCCAAGCUGCCCCCCUGCCCACAGCUGGCAUGAGCUGCUGCGGAUUGCAGACCUGGGCUGGGCGUCGGCGGCUACUGCGCUGAAGCAGCAAGCGUUUGAGAACAUGCCGAGCGACCAGCCAGAGGCCAAGCCGGAGCUCUUGAACUGGCUAAGUACUGGUGGUGGAAAGAUCCUUCCCGACCUUCGGAAGCAGGUGUUUGAGCUGCGAGGACGUUUGGGAGCUCUGGCCAGGCACCCAGAUGAGCCACCUGUCGCUCCUUCACGCGUGCAGGAGACGCAGCGAUCGCUGCGUCCCUCCAUCCAAAGCUUGGCACGUGCUCCCUCCUCUGCCGAGUGGGAGCCACAGGGUGGUUCAAGUCCCAGUGGCGUGCCAGUGCUCCAGGAUCGCCUCUGGCCAAGGGAGGUGCUGCGUGGGAGUUCGGCCUCCAGUCUGGGCGGAUCCCACUCGAAUGCCGGGGCAGUGCGCCGCCUCCACUCGGCGCGGAGCAUCGAGUCGCGUGCGCGCACCGCCACCGCACUGCUACCGGUGCCGCCGGCCUUGGACUUUGGGCGGAUGGCCUCGCAGAUGGGCGGCGCGGAGGAGAAGGAAACGGACAUGCCGCCGAUCCUCUCGGUGUUGCGAGCAGUUCUCAGGCGCUUAGCUUUGCCCGACGAAGCCAUCCGCCCACGAAGAGCCUUCCUGGCGGCCUUCGCGUGUUUUGGAGCCCUCCGUGCCUUGGCUGCGCGGCUCCCGGAGAUGAUUGGGGGUGACCCACAGCUGCGGGAGAUGUCGCUGGCCGUGAUGGGCGUUUGCUCCUGUGAGGUGCUGCUUUCAGAAUCGCGGUACGCGACUCGUGCCUUCUCAGGGCUUUGGCUCACAGGCGAUGGUGGAUCGUCUGCGCGACUCGCCGAGGUUUUGGACUUUCAGCGCUUUCAGGGGAAGCGUGAUCCUUCGGGCGGGGUGCGUGGAGGUCUCCACCAGCUUGAAUGCAUCUUCAUGGGGAACCAAAGCUUCCCCCACCUUUUGGCACGUCGACCCCACGUCAACCCCACCGCUGGCGAGUUGGUCCCCGCCGUCUGCGCCGUGCUUUUCGUCCCCGGCCUCCGAGCACCGGAGCAACCCGACGAAGCGGCGGAGCCCUACGGGCGAAGGGCGAUCCGCACGGCGGACCCGGGCGGAUCCCGGGGCGCCCGAGGCGGAGGGAGCGACAUGGUGAGCUUGGACGACUUGCACUUCGACAUCUCCGUGGCGGCGCUCUUCUAUUUGGUGAACAAUUCCGAUCCGGAGAUCAGGACUCGAGAAGUCGAGGGGUGA
Messenger RNA from Durusdinium trenchii, 2091 nucleotides. The record is from the annotation of a GenBank genome assembly. Lineage: Eukaryota; Dinophyceae; Suessiales; Symbiodiniaceae.